GCCUGAUCAGUGGUCACAGUAGAACAACGAACACGCGAGGCGAGAGUUAAAGAUCUGAAAUUUCUUGUCUUCGACUCAUUUCAUUUUCCUUCAUGAUUGGAUCAAUCUGCACGAGCUGAACGCCGCCGAUUAAGACCAAUCACUGCCGACGACGUUCUGAAAUUAGCUUGAAUGGCUGGUGGUAGGGGAAUUUACCACUUGCUGAGGGGCAGACUCCAUUCUCAUUCAGCUGCCCCACCAGCUUUGUCAUCGCUCAUAUUGAGGAAAGAUCAAAAUGACACCGGAUCUGCUGGUGUGAAGUCACUGAGGGCAAUUGCUCUUCUUGGAGCAGGCGUGUCAGGGAUUUUAAGUUUUACAACUAUUGCCUCUGCUGAUGAAGCUGAACAUGGUCUUGAAUCUCCAAGCUACCCCUGGCCUCACCAAGGCAUUCUCAGUUCAUACGACCAUGCUUCGAUCCGACGUGGUCACCAGGUGUACACGCAAGUAUGUGCAUCGUGUCACUCGAUGUCACUGAUUUCAUAUCGUGACUUGGUGGGAGUUGCAUACACAGAGGAGGAAACAAAAGCAAUGGCUGCUGAAAUUGAAGUGGAAGAUGGUCCAAAUGAUGAAGGGGAAAUGUUCACACGCCCUGGCAAACUCAGUGAUCGCUUCCCUCAACCUUAUGCAAACGAACAGGCUGCUAGGUUUGCUAAUGGUGGAGCCUACCCUCCAGAUCUCAGCCUUAUUACCAAAGCUCGCCAUAACGGACAGAACUAUGUGUUUGCGCUUCUGACUGGUUACCGUGAUCCUCCAGCUGGUGUUACUAUUCGUGAAGGUUUGCAUUAUAAUCCUUACUUCCCUGGUGGAGCUAUUGCUAUGCCUAAAAUGCUUAAUGAUGGUGCUGUUGAAUAUGAAGAUGGCACUCCUGCAACAGAGGCCCAGAUGGGAAAAGAUGUUGUCUCGUUUUUGAGUUGGGCUGCAGAACCAGAAAUGGAAGAAAGGAAACUGAUGGGAUUCAAGUGGAUAUUUGUACUGUCUUUGGCUUUGCUUCAAGCAGCUUAUUACAGGCGUUUGAGGUGGUCUGUUUUGAAGUCCCGCAAGCUUGUUCUUGAUGUCGUCAACUAGAAGCCAAUCUGAUCUGCUCUCUGGUUGGACCACAGAUGUUUAAAAUAAAAAAAAAACAGAUCUGAAAUGAUAAAUAAUUAUUUCCGUAAAAGAUUUAAAUCCAUAUUUUUGUGCUAAAUUUGGUACAGAAGAUGUGUAUUUCGGUUUUUACUGGUUUUCCAUUUUGGAAUUUUGAAGCCAGUAAUAAGGGAACUGUGUUGAUGUA
Lactuca sativa (garden lettuce) is the source of this 1309-nucleotide messenger RNA. RefSeq names its product cytochrome c1-2, heme protein, mitochondrial. Gene Ontology annotation, biological process: mitochondrial electron transport, ubiquinol to cytochrome c. Lineage: Eukaryota; Viridiplantae; Streptophyta; Magnoliopsida; Asterales; Asteraceae. The record is from RefSeq and is a predicted model, not a curated record. Gene Ontology annotation, molecular function: heme binding; electron transfer activity. Gene Ontology annotation, cellular component: respiratory chain complex III.